AUGCCAGACAUAACACAGGAUAGCAACGGCUUCAGCAGAUCGUUUGCAACGACACAUGACAAUGAAGAGUUCUUCUUCCAUUUGAUACAGUUUCAGAAUAAACAAAUAUUAAACAUAUCUAUUAAUGGGAUCCUAGAUACAACUUUCAAAAUACCAGUUUCUACAAAAACGUCCAUUAAUUAUGAGUCUAUGAUGGACUUGGCUGAAAAUGAUAAUGGAGAAGAGGAGCUUUCCACAGGAGGUGGAUUGCAACCUGAACCCCAAAUGACUAUUGGAGACUAUUCCAAUAUGAAGAUUUCUAUUGUGGCUGGUCAAAUAGGUAAGCUUAUGUCGACCCAGUCGCCGCGAGAUGUUAUACUCUCUAUAGGAUCUAAAUGGUUUGGCAAAGGUGAUGAAGUUUCUCAUGAUGAUUUCGAAAAGUUGACUUUCGUUUUACAGAACGUAAAGAAGUUACUCUGA
Molecule: messenger RNA, 459 nt
Organism: Lodderomyces margitis
Lineage: Eukaryota; Fungi; Ascomycota; Pichiomycetes; Serinales; Debaryomycetaceae
Exons: 1
Coding region: 1-459 (152 amino acids)
Source: RefSeq, a predicted model, not a curated record